AUGAUGUUUGGACGCAGACUUACAUGUGAGUUAGACAAUGCCCGCCCGAAUCUAAAGCAUCAAUUGAGAUUUAAGCAAUUACAAGCAGACAUUCUGAACGAAAAUACAAAAGCAUAUAGACCCGGUGAUAACGUUUAUAUUCGAGAUAGAGUGAUGAAACAGUGGAAGCCAGGUGUUAUUAAGCAGAGAACACAUAAAUACUCAUAUAAAGUCAAUACACCCGAUGGAACAGAAAGGCGAAUGCAUGCAGAUCAUAUUAGGCCAAAAGCCAUGGAUAGAGAUAAUAAUACAAAAGCUGAACAUACACCAAUCAGCCCAACAUGGUUGGAACACAAAGUACCUGAUAGAAAACAACCAAAUUCAUCCGAAAAAUCUACGGAACCAGUGAUUCCGAUAAAAGCCUCGAUUCCUAAUAUUACACCCACAGAAACGAUAACGAUACAAUCAACACCUAGACCCGGAAGCCUAAUAGCAGAAACAAUCGAACAAGACAGGCUAACCAAUGAAUCGAAUAAGGAUAGAGAAUAUAAAGCGAUA
Brenthis ino (lesser marbled fritillary) is the source of this 537-nucleotide messenger RNA. NCBI's taxonomy places the organism in Eukaryota, Metazoa, Arthropoda, Insecta, Lepidoptera, Nymphalidae. The record is from the annotation of a GenBank genome assembly.